Messenger RNA from Cinara cedri, 6626 nucleotides. NCBI's taxonomy places the organism in Eukaryota, Metazoa, Arthropoda, Insecta, Hemiptera, Aphididae. The record is from the annotation of a GenBank genome assembly.
AUGGCAGGUUGGUCGAAUUCGCCAGUAAAGUGAAAAUCAAAAUAUAAUAAUUUGUCUACCGGUGCACGGUAAUAUUAUUUUUGCAGAAUCGGCUGACAGCGAAUGGGAUGCAUUAUUCGCGGACGAUUUUACUGUGGUUGCAGUCGACGAAGACGAGCGAAUUAAUCGGCAGAACAAAAUAUUGUACGAAAUAUACCUAUACCGGUAUUAUAUACAGGGUGUCCCCCAUGUGAUGAGGUUUUGAUUCGAAGAGGAAGACUCGCGAAUUACCAAUAAAAUACAUUAUAAAAAAAAAAUUACCUCGGUUUAUAUUUCAUUUUAGAUUCUGAGCAGAGCGAGUUUUACAAUGCUAUUUAUUUUAUUUUUUUUGUGAAUAACUUUUCUACCGUAAAUAUUAUACCGAUUUUCAAGUAUAGAACUUUUUAACAUUUUCUGAAAGGAAGUCUAACUUGAGUGGUACUUUGGGAAGGUUAUGUUUUGAUUUCCCCGUGGGUUUUCCUAAUAAAUGGGAAAAAACGGGAAAUUCUACGAAAUUUGUUAUUUUGAAAUCUUAAAUAUUACGACCUUUCUAAACAUAUAUAACUGAACUCCACUCAGAAUCGUUUUUCGUUAGCAAUGAUCAAUCGUCGCGUACACACAUAAAUUAAAUUUCCCUCUACCGUCCCAACUUCUCGCCUACAACAGUGGCCUAUCGUGCGAAAUAUGUGCGUUUUUUUUUACGAUUCGAUUGUCUAGGGAUCCCUAUGUAAAAACUCGGUAAAUGUCGUCACCUUUAAUUUGGUGAAAUAAUAUGUUCAUGUCAAGUCUAUGAGAACAAUAGUAGAUUGAGAACUAUUUUUAACUAGAUUAAAAUUUUGAAAAAUAGCGAUGGUAAAUGGCAAAUACUACUGUGAUGUCCUCUUAAAUCCAAUAGCCUAAUUUGAAGUUUUGUUUUUUUUUUUUUGUGGCAAUUACACAUAUUUUGUAUUUAAGCGCAUAAUUAUAGAUAAGUAGGAAGGUUGAUAAAACAUUUUUAUGAAACAAAUUAAUAUUAAAUACAAAUUUUGUAUGUACUUAUGUAGAGAUUUAAUAUUAUAAAUGUAGGUGUUAAAAAUUAUAAUUUGAAAAUCGAUUUUUUUUUCCGUUUAUUUAUGAGUUAGUGAGUUACAUUGGUGACACGGAUUAGAAAAAAAACCCCGUAAUUACUUUUAAUUUGGUACGGGAAAGAAAGUCUGAAAGAAUAGAAGAGAUUAAUGCGAAAAAAAAUUAAAGAAUACGCAAGAACUUCAUUGAUGGUAAACGCGACAUUAUCGGCGGUGAGGAGGGGAUUUAUUAGGGGUUACGAAGGAGAUAGGGUGAAAGACCAGCGCGGAGGGGAAGUAUACCGUGGUAGAAGUGAGUGGUCGAUGACGAUGGCAAGUAUAGGGCGGGAUUAUAUCAACGGGCAUUUAACUGGCCGUGGAUAAGGCCGUGCGUGUAUACUGCUGCUAUUUGACUAUAAUUUCGUAUAAUGCAAAAUAAAAUUAAAAAUCGAAUUUCAUUAAGUAGAUACGUAUAAUAUUAUAUUAUACCUAAGUUAUUAAAUAAUGCACAUAAAUAUAAUUUAUUAUGCACAAAUGUACAUACAUUUAAUUUGUCAUGCGGGCAAAUGCAGAUUCAAAUUUGACAUGGAAAUAGUCAGGCUCGGAUUAAGGGGAGGGCCAUGGCCCCAGGCCGCCGAGUAUCGUAAUAUUGUGGGCCCCUGGCCUUGGCUGGUAGUACUGUAUACUCAUCAAUAUUUUGAAUUUGUUUAUGGUCCCCCUAAAAUCGUUUGGCUCCAGGCCAAAAAUCAUCUUAAUCCGGGCUUGGAAAUAGCAUAGUUGCAUUCUGAAAACGGACCAGUGGCGUGAGCGGGGUACCUACUGUGUGCGGAAGUGGAUAAUAGGAUAAUAGGACACACCUAUUUGCGUAUCGUUUUCUGGUUAUUCGGAAUCGGUCAUCUCGGCGUUAAAUUUCCAUUUGAAAUAUUUGAAACUUGCACAUCGUAUGGUUUUCUAUUUUACCGAUAGUUUAAAGACGGGUAUUUUUUCCUCGUACCAACAGGAACGAGGAGACGCGAAGGUUAACGACGGCUAUCGCCAAGAAGACGGCGGCAGCAAACGACUACCUGGGUCUCUUGCGACAAAACAGCAACGAUGAAACGGUCCCGUCGUCGUACGAACCGUCGCUGUCGUCCCGCGGUGCCGGACCGAACGCUUCGAGGCGGCAAAACGUCAAACGGCAUAGCAUCGCGCAGCAGCAACGCGCGCCUCGUUCGGAGAAUCUGCUGUUCAGUGACGACGACGAUGACGCCGCUGACAAACCGAAUGCAGCCCGGGGUGGCGUUUACGACCUGCUGGCCGACACUCCGAACCGCGGUAACAGUAGUAACAGAACGCUAGCGACACCGACCAUCAUGACGACCGCCGCAGUUGACGGAGGUGGGGACACGGCCGACCGGUUGUCGAAACGUCGGGAGACGUCACCGUCCAUAUCGACCGCCAAAACUACCGUGGCCGGUAAAAAACGACGAGAUUUUAAGCGCUUUUAGUGUUUGUUUUUUUUUAUAGUCGUUAAAAGUGGUUUUCAGGAAAAAAUUCUGUACCAUCCAAUUCAAUUUGUAGCGUGAACUGUAAUCGCGUUUCACGACUAUAAAACUGUGAUGGCAGCCUUAAAAGCUUAAGGUGGUUAAGCUUUUAAAAUGAUUAGAUAUCAAUAUUUACUUUCUUUGUCCAACAUGUAUAGUGUACACACACACAUCGUAGCAAUUCAGACCAAAUCUCUUUCAACAAGUCCCCGAUCGAAGUGUAGCGAAGCGAUAAGAAUUCUAAAAACAGAUUUUUUUUUUUUUUUUUUUUUGAUUCAGCGUGAUGAAGUGUACAUGCGAAUAAUUAUACAGGUAGGCAAUUUUUUCGAGUAGUUUUCUUCAUAAACAGAUUUCUCACCGUGUAGACUUCAUAGUCACGGUCCUCUUGCUAAAACGAGACUAGAAAGGAAUAUUCACCCCGAUAAUUGGGAGGUGCGGUCGGUCUGAACGGAUCAAGAGGGAUUGAUUUUUCACAAUUAUGAACGUUGCUUGAAAAAUUGAAAAAUUACUUUCAUAUUCAUAAACUAGAUAUCAAAUGCAAUAAAAAGGUUUUUUUUUAUUAAAGCGAGAUCCCUGAUAGAAAACAAUGCGCAACAAUUAAAAACAAUGCCGCGACGCGUCUUAAAUAUUUGUUCGUUUUUCCUAUAAGUUUUUUCCAAAUUAUUUUGAGAACUCCUUGGAAAAUCAAAAAGUGUACCAAUUAAAUCUAAAGUGCAAAAAUAAAAUCUCGUCAUUUUUCGAUUGGAGAAAGCUUUUUGGUAGAAAAGUUGUUCGCAGACAAAAAAAAAACAUAUGUAGUAAAACCAAUAUAUCACUCGCUACACUCUAAAUCUAAAAUAAUAUAUAUAAUAAUAUUGAUUUAAUCCUAGAGAUUUUUUUGAGAUAUAUUUAUCGGAGAAAUUUCGAUUGGGGAUAUUUUAACCCGGAACUGAUAGGACUGAAAAUCAGUUUAAAUUACUAUGCUGCGUGUGUUGGAUAAAGAAAAAAAAAUAUCAAUAUUUAUAAUACCCUGUACCUGCAUUUACUGUCUGUGCAGUCUAACAAAAUUACGUUACUUAGAGCAUACAUUGUGGCAAUUAGGUUGUAUAAUAAUGAAAUAAUGAAAUUUAAAGAGCAGAAUAUUUUUGAGAGCUAUAAGUAGAUUUUUUAUGGAAAAAAAAUAUACCUAUUCAGAAAAGUUACAGCUAUUUAUAAAGAAAAAAAUGGGUAUAACUUUUUUGUUGUUAGUUAGGUACACUGAGAUAAUACAUAUAGGUACAGCGUUCUCAAAACGAGCAAGUACUUAAAUUAAGUGGUGACCCUUUCCAGGACAUAACGUGAAUUGGACUAACGUUUCGAUCAAAAAAAUAUCAUCUUCCACACAGUUCGUUCGAUAAUAUGACUGAUUGGUAUCAUUAAUUUUUCAGAAAAAACGAUGCCUUCUUGGUUUAGAGAAAUUACACAACAAAAGACAGAGAUACCCCCGACUACCAUUAUCGCAGGUCCUUCUCCUUCGCCACCUGCGAUGUCCUCUGCUAAAGAAACGGUGCCGGCGACUGCGAGUGUCCGAAAGUCCGAGACGGCUGGGCGGGAAAAAACCGCCGAAGACGAACCGACUUCUUCGGUGAUAUCGUUGCUCAGAGGAAAAGACAGUCUUCAAUCAACUAUACUGGAAUUGAUUCAAGAGCUGUCCAAAAAAAAACAAGACAUCCAGCAAGCAACACUGACACUGAUUCAAAAUCAACAAAACAGCGAUCUUCUCAUUAGGGUAGAUGACAUAUUGAUUAUUAAGUACUGAUUAAAUUGAUUACGAUAUUGUACAUUACAAGACAGCGAAUGUUUGUAUAGGCGUUGUUAAUGGACAAUAAUUCAUCGGUAAUGAAUCCGGACGGACAAGAAUUAGAACGUUUACGGUCCGAGAAUCACAAAUUUCAAUUAACCGUCGACCAUCUUUCCAAAAAACACGAAUUAGAAUUAGACGCUUUAAAAACCAAAUAUGAGUAAGCAGACUUAUAUACAGACUUUUUUGUUUACUUAACAAAAUAACGCUUUCAACGAUUGUGUAGGCCAAAGUAAAGAUAUUUAAAGUUGGUCAUUUGUUUGACAUAAAUGGGACACCGCUCACCUAUAAAUUUAUCAUUUUAUAGAUUACAACAAAACGUAUUGCAUGAAAAACUCGACCGUUUGGAAGAGCGCAUUAACGAGCUGGAAGAAGAACGAAAAGCCGAUGGGACGGAGCAAAAGGAAAACGAGAAGCGGCUGAAAGAAAUGUACGAGGACAGGUUGCGUACGAUGCACGAAAGCCAUUUGAUCGAUCUUAAACAGUCCGUCGAAGUGCAAAAGAUCAAAAUGAACCAUUUGGAAGAAGUCGAGUGCAGUUUACGGGACGCGAAACCAAAACGAUUGUCCAGUGAAGAGAUGACCGCAAAGGAGAUGUCGAUUUCGGCACAAGAAAAUAAACUCAAAGGUUCUUAAGGAUAUAAUAUAAUGUACUUAUUGUUUCUCGUUCGGUUUAUUUAAUAAUAAUGGUGACCGUAAUAUUGACGGUCCGAGCAGAGUUACAGGAAGAAGUCGACAAACAAAUGGCCGAAUUGGAAGGCGAAAGGUCGGCCCUUCAAAUGAAAAUCGACGAGUUCCAGUCGAGAAACCAAAGAGAACGGAACGAAAUCGAACUCGCUGGCAAGGAGUUAAAGCGGUCUACAAAGGCGUUUGAAGAUGGACGGAAAACGUGGGAACGGGAAAAAAAAUCUGAAACACAGUACAUAGAGAGCCGCAAACAAGAGUUAGAAGUAAGUCAGAAAACGACCAACGUUAAGUUAGUCGAUACAACGCGAGAGGUUUAGCUGACCUAACCACGGACUAUAAUUACAAUAUUAAGGUAAAUUUUAAUUCGUGAUCUAACUAGACCUAUUUUCUUCAGGCGGUUCGUUCGUCGGUCAUGGAAGAGCAACGAAAAUUGUCCGAAGAACGUUAUGAAGUGGCUUCCGAACGUUACAGACUCGAAUCAAUGCUCAAACUAGAUACCGGUACGGGAACGGAUUUGAUACAGGCUAAAGUAGAAGUGAAAGAGAAUUUUAAAGAAUUAAGAAAAAAAGAAAACGAAUUGGAAAAACGUUUGGAACAAGUAAAAGAAAUGGAAACACGUUUGGCCGAAGAAAAACGUAAAAUACAAGAACAAGAUGAUGAAAUAAAAAUGAAAUCGAUUCGCGCUGAAAAAAUGUUAAAGGUAUACCUGCUUAUAUUUUUUUCUAAUUUGAAAUUUUAUUAUGAUGGUUGAAAACUAUAUUAAUUUUUUUUUACGUGAUCAGGAGAGUAGGUAACUUAUAACUCAUUUUUAUGUCUUUUUAAUGGGUAGAUAGGUAUAUUACAUUAAUUAUUAUUUUGUGGUUAAAUUCUAAAUAAGGCAUACCUAGAUGGGCACUAGAUUGUGUACGGUAGGUACUUACCGUUAGCAUUGAUUUUUUAAUAUACUAUAUAAUAUAUUUAUAAUAUUAAUAACUAUUUCAGAUAUAAUAGCGCUCAUACAUAGAAAAAUAAUGUAUUAUUGUUUAUAAACUCCUUUUAAAAAUAGAUUGCAAUUUCAAAACAAGAAGAAGGCCUAAAAGCUUUAGAAAGUGCAAAAGAUAUUCAAAAUAAAUUUGAUAAAAAAGGUAAAGACAUUCAGAAUCGAUUGUUGGAUAUUAUUAUGCGUGAAGAAAACAUUGUCCAGGUUAGUAAAUUGGAUUCGAAAUUAUUACCUAUUCGGCUGUCUAUUUGUAAAACACAGUAAAUACUACUUUAUUAAUUUGUGUUCUUUUUCAUUGUAUUCUGUAUUUAUAAAUACUGUGUUUCAUAAAUAGACAACAGUGAAAGCCAUUGGCUAUAACAUAAAUAUUGAAAAUUAUUAUAAUUUUAGGAAGAAACUAAAUUAGCUAAAGAAAAAGACAUAUUUGACAAACAGCGGAAAAAACUAGAUCUGGUUUUACCUCAAUUGUCUGCGGAUGAAAUUCGUUUUUUUAACCCUAAGCCAAACAAAUAUGAAGCUGAAAAGGAAGUGUAUUACAAAAAAAAUCAUUUAUACUAA